Chara braunii is the source of this 2665-nucleotide messenger RNA. The record is from the annotation of a GenBank genome assembly. Lineage: Eukaryota; Viridiplantae; Streptophyta; Charophyceae; Charales; Characeae.
UUCUGAGUGCAUGUGGGUUCAUUUCCUCCGUGUGUUUCAGGGAAUGGCUACACACAAACGAAGCCACUCCGCUGGUGGUUCCGCCCCGCAUGGAGAGGAGCGUCGAGGACAGCUCCGACCCGUUGCAACCACCGUGCGGGCCACUCUUGUUCGUCGCAGUUCGCGCCGACAGAACGCGUCUCGCAGGGUCCAUCUUCCAGUGGGUCGACGUUCGCGAAUACAAUUUUAAGUUUACGUUGAAGAAGCAUUACAAAAGUGAUGGUUCCGUCGACGACAUCGCAAAAGGAUGCAAGGUUGCCGGGAGGAUGUUCGGCGGGUACGGUCGGCGUGCGAUGUCUUUGCCGUACUUUGUCCCGCUAGCGCCGGGGCACGACGAGGCCGUUCACGUGACAGACUUCCUUAAGGUCUGGGCGAGAUCAAGUACCUCUGUCAGUGUCGUGGAUGUCGGACCUGGGACAUCGAUCAGUGGUCCUGUUGGGUUCGCGGGAGGAGAGUGCUCUGAAAGGGGGAUGGGAGGUCAAGGUGGCCUGCCAGCUACGCCUCCAGAUCAAGAGGUGGGCAUGUCAGACGACUUGGAGUACAACCAUCUGCGUGCUCCUUCGAAACCGGGCUUGCAUGGAUCUCGCCGCCAAGGUUUGCUUGGGGAGUCGCCGCCACGUGGAGGCGGUGAUGGCGAACGGUUGCGACAGGGCUCAGAAUCGACGACUCCUCGUGGUCUGGUUCGAGAGGUGAUUGGGUCAGAUAAGACGACUCGCCGAGCUUGGCCUCCGCCUGCACAACUGCAGACGGAGUUGAGCCUGGAACGAGAAGCAAGUGGGAACGUCCCCGGUGAGGAGGAGGUGUCCGAGCAGGGGCUGUUCCGUGAGAGAUCGGCUGAAAAGACUCAGUCGGGAGGAAAGCGCAACUUGCCAGAUGAGGAAGAGCGAGAGGGAGUAGGUGCUCUGAAAAGGCAGAGAAAGGUAGGAGGGAGUGCUCAGACGCCAACAUCACGAGAGGGCGGUUCCGUUGAGAAGAGGAAAAGGGUUGGAGGUGGGGAUGAAACGCCAAAAGACUCGUCGACACAGCGAAGAAUCGCCGGAUGUCUGGUGGACAUGAUGGACCUCGAGAAGAAAAGGUUGUUGAACGGCGUCUUGAACCUUAACGUCGUGUGGGUUCAAACGAGUAGCAAGAAGUUGGCCGAGCAGGGGAAGUUCAGUGUCAAGGAGAUGGUCGACAUAAUAAAAAUGGACCGGAUUAUGCUGAGGCUGUGGCACUACGUGGAGUUCGAGUACGAGGAAAUGGAUAAGCGGGAAUGGAAUGCCAACUCCACGUUCUUCAAGUCAAAGAGGCAACUGUUCGAAGAGUUCAAGGACAAAGGUCUCGACGACAAGCUUUGGAACGGGAGCAGGAAAUUUUUCAUGGACUCCACGUACGUCAACAAGUGCCCUCAGUUUCUCGGGUGUCAACACGACAACAACAUUAAGAGAACGGUGACCCUCAUCAACGACCAGCAUUUCCCGGCGGAGUGGAAGCGUGUCGUCCUUUCGGUAAUCACGGGAGAUCGCGCCAAAGGCAAAAACAACCCUCGGGGCGUUGAUGAAUGCAUCAACAUUAUGUCGACGAGGAUAAGUGCCUUGACGACGCUGGCCCAGUUUGACGUCGACCCAUUGAGUGCAAUUGAUCAUAAGGAGGCGCUGGGAAAACUAGGGCAUCAGCUACGCUCCCACACUUGCGUGCUCGACUUGUGCGGAACUGUGGACCGUGCGCAAUGGGACUCUGGGGCAUUCUCGUCUCUGAUGUCGUCCAAGGCUCACCCAUGCGAUUUCCACCAAGUCGUGGUUGAGCCCGUUUAUGACCCGAACAAGGACAUGUUCUUCAAGUUGACUCCAAAGAAAAGGCGCCAGGUCUACUCCUUCCUUUACGGUGAACAACCAAGGUUGAGAUUUGACCCGCAGUACGUGGUGCGGAAGGAAGUCGCCAUAGCAGUCCUCCAGGGCUACCACGGAGCGAGUCGGGCCGGCGCUGUGAGCUUCAUUAAGAGGCUGGAAUAUGUGUUUUUUAACGGGAAUCUCGUCGAUCCGGCCGAUUUCAUUUUGGAUAACUACAAGCUGGCAUUCGGUGAGGAGGACGACUUCAAUAUCGAGGCUGAGCAGGAGGAGAGCGUUGAGGACGACCUCUUCGAUUUGGACGGGCAAUUGGCCAUCUUCAACGCCCAAGUUUCUGAGUCGCCGUCAGUAUGCAAACCGGGGACACCUCUCGCUACACCCACCUCGGGCGGCCCCACGCAAGUGUCCUCCUCAACGCCUGUCAAGAGGGGUGGGUUGUCCCGUCUGAGGAGUUCGCCGGGGGAGGCUAUUCGUCUCACACCGCAACCCGAACAUCUUCGACCCGGCCAUCCAGUUCCUCCGGACCAUCCGCAUCUCAAGGCUCCUGUGACUCCCUUCCAUAUGGACGACAAACACACCUUCUCCACAGCCGAAGAUUGGGGCCAUGAUAGCGUGUGGCACCCAGACCAUUUCCAGCCAGUCCUUCUCGACGGUGAAUGGGCGGUGGCUGUGAGGGACAUAAGGGGAGGGUGGAUAUAUAACGAUCGUUGGGACCUCGAGACAUUCAAAUCUCGUGCCUACGAUGCGGUUUUGGAGAGAUUAAGUGAGGUCAAUUGACGAAGUAAAGACGACCCUGCUCU